This is a messenger RNA of Cyphellophora europaea CBS 101466, 1392 nucleotides long. RefSeq lists its product as uncharacterized. Bases 1 to 1392 code for a protein of 463 amino acids. Gene Ontology annotation, molecular function: oxidoreductase activity. NCBI's taxonomy places the organism in Eukaryota, Fungi, Ascomycota, Eurotiomycetes, Chaetothyriales, Cyphellophoraceae. The transcript has 2 exons. The record is from RefSeq and is a predicted model, not a curated record.
AUGGCAAGCGAUCAUUUCAAGUGGAACGAAGAUGACGCCCGCACAAAGUUCGCAGAGGCUCUCUCGGCUAUGUAUGCGCAAGAGGUGCCACUAUACCAGGACCUAGUGAGCAUCGUCAGAGAUGUGGAUCAAUCAGUACUAGCAAGCUCAAAACACCCAGUCCAGCACAUUGAACCAAGGCAUCAGAUCGAGAGGCACGGCGCCAUCAGACUGGGCACAGAGCAAGAAUUACGUAGCAUUUCACGACUCUUUGCACUUUUUGGAAUGCACCCAGUCGGAUACUAUGACCUGACCGCGGUCGGCUUCCCUCUCCACGCCACAGCUUUCCGGCCAAUAUCAGAGGAGUCUUUGGCGCAUAACCCCUUCAGGGUCUUCACCACACUCUUGCGUCUAGACAUGGUCCCCGAGGCUUUGCGUCGGAAAGCAGAGAAUGUGCUCCAGCAGCGUCGUCUCUUCAGUCCUCGCCUACUGCAGCUCAUCGAUCGAGCCGAGACCGGCUCGCUCACCACCAACAAGGGAUUCGCAGAGUUGCUCGAAGAAGCCUUACAUAUCUUCCGAUGGCAGUCCCGAUCAACGGUGACUUACGACGAGUACCGGGCACUCAAAAGCGAACACCCCAUCAUCGCCGACAUCGUCUGCUUCCCAAGCGCUCACAUCAAUCAUCUCACACCCAGGACUCUCGACAUCGAUGCCGUGCAGAGCGAGAUGGUCCAGCGUGGCUUACCCGCCAAAGAGAGGAUAGAGGGCCCCCCUGUGCGCACCUGUCCGAUCCUGCUCCGACAGACGAGUUUCAAGGCGUUGGACGAGCGUGUCGUGUUUGAAUCAACCGCAGCGGCAGGGGUCACUGGCACGCACACCGCGAGAUUCGGUGAGGUCGAGCAGCGUGGCGCAGCACUGACACGCAAGGGUCGCAAAUUGUACGAUCAGCUGUUGGCACAAGCGACGCAGGAGGCAGAGACCUCGGGUACUUGCUUUGACGCUGCAGUUCACAGCGCUUUCAAGGCCUUUCCGGAUACCUGGUCGCAGCUUCGCGAGCAAGGGUUGAUUUUCGUGCGGUACAAGGUUGCUACAUCAGGUGCUCGGGCCGCGUCGAACAAGUUUCCGUCGGGGGAGUGUCUGGAGAUCGACGACCUGCUGGCAAGCAAGCUGGUCGAGUUCGAGCCACUGACCUACGAAGACUUUCUGCCCUUGUCGGCAGCGGGCAUCUUCCGCUCAAAUCUGACCGGCGUAGCGAUCAAUUCUCAGCAGCAGGUGGACGAUGACCACCGAAGGGAGUUCGAGCUUGCUCUUGGUCGGCAACCCUUGGAUGAAUUCGGACUCUAUGCUGCGCUCCAGCAGGAGAGUAUCGAUAGGUGUGCGGAGGCUUUGGGUGUGGCGGGGAUUGUUGCAUAA